UACAAAACCCGUACCACCUUUCCGUCUUUUUUCUUCAACUUUUUCUUUCUUCUUACUUCUUAGCACUUCUUUUACCCUCUCGGCUUCACUAGGCAGUUAUUUUCAUUUUCAAUUUUCAAUUUUCAAUUUUCAAUUUGUCCCCUCUUAUUAUUUGAUCUUCAAACUCCUAUCAAUUCAAUUCAACGAUGUCGUAAACUUGUAAUAAUGCAAAGGGUUUGUGGGAUUAUGAUGUUAGCGUUGGUUUUACUAAAUUUCUACCCUUUUCUUGUAAUUCAUAAUUAUGAUUUUGGUUAUGUGAGGGGAAUUGGAAUUGGGUUUGGAGAAGCAGUUCAAAUCCUUUCGAAAUCGAAACUCGAAAAAUGUGAGAAGACUUCUGCAGAUAACAAUGGCAACCUUAACUGUACUCGCAAGAUUAUCAUCAACAUGGCUGUUCCUAGCGACUCUAGUGGAGGAGAAGCCUCCAUGGUGGCAGAAGUUGCAGAGGUGGAGGAAAAUUCUACAAACAAGAUGCAGACUUUGCGACUACCUCCAGUGAUUACUGUCAACAAAUCUGCUGUUUACGCGGUGUUUGAUCUCACUUAUAUACGAGAUGUUCCCUAUAGACCCCAAGAAUAUUAUGUCCAGACGCGUAAGUGUGAGCCGGAUGCUGAUGCACGUGUUGUGAAGAUAUGUGAGAGGUUGAAGGAUGAACAAGGUCACAUCAUUGAAGCCUCUCAGCCAGUCUGCUGUCCUUGUGGUGAUAGGCGACGAGUACCUUCUACAUGUGGAAACUUUUUUGACAAGCUGGUAAAGGGGAAAGCCAAUACUGCUCAUUGUCUACGAUUUCCUGGAGAUUGGUUCCAUGUAUUUGGCAUUGGACAAAGAACUGUCGGAUUUAGUGUUCGAAUUGAAGUCAAGACUGGAUCUAAAGUAUCAGAAGUGAUUGUUGAUCCUGGAAACAGAACAGUCGUAUCCAAUAACAAUUUCCUUAAAGUGAACCUUGUUGGGGAUUUUGGUGGUUACACUAAUAUUCCUUCAUUUGAAGACUUCUACCUAGUGAUACCGAGGCAGCAUGGACCAGGCCAGCCUCCAGAUUUAGGAAGAAAUUAUUCUAUGUAUAUGCUACUUGAGAGAGUGAGAUUCACAUUGGACGGCCUUGAAUGCAACAAAAUCGGUGUAAGUUAUGAGGCUUUUAAUGGUCAGCCAGAUUUCUGCACCUCCCCAUACUGGAGUUGUCUGCACAACCAGCUGUGGAAUUUUCAUGAAGCUGACCAGAAUCGAAUUGCUCGAAAUCAACCACCUUUAUAUGGCGUUGUAGGAAGGUUUGAAAGAAUAAACGAGCAUCCAGGUGCAGGGCCGCGUUCUUUUUCCUUUGGGAUUUCUGAAGCUCUUAACACUAAUCUUCUGAUAGAAUUAGCGGCUGAUGACAUUGAUUAUGUUUAUCAGAGGAGCCCUGGAAAGAUUUUAGGGGUAACUUCCCCUACAUUUGAAACACUUGCUCAGUUUGGGACUGCAGUUAUCAAAAUAAAGAACACUGGUGAAGUGGAAGCAUCAUACAGCUUGACAUUUCAAUGCUCAAAAGGUGUGACAAUGAUGGAGGAACAAUUUUUAAUCAUGAAGCCUGAAGAAGUUGUUACUCGAUCUUUCAAAAUUUAUCCAACUACAGAUCAAGCUGCAAAAUAUGCAUGUUUUGCAAUUUUAAAAGAUUCGGAAUUUAAUGAAGUUGACAGAGCCGAGUGCCAGUUCACCACCACAGCCACAGUACUCGACAAUGGAACACAGGGAAUUCCCUUUCAGCCGCCGAAGUCAGAUACAGCAACAUUUUUUGAAACUAUCAAAGACAUAUGGAACAAGUUGUGGUCUGGUUUAUCAGAUUUCAUCACAGGAAAGACUUGCAGAAGCAAGUGUUCAGGGUUAUUUGACUUCCAGUGUCACAUUCAAUAUGUGUGCAUGAGCUGGGUUGUCAUGUUCGGCCUAUUUCUGUCCAUCUUUCCUACAGUUAUGGUGGUACUGUGGCUUUUACAUCAAAAAGGACUGUUUGAUCCUCUUUACGACUGGUGGGAAGAUCAUUGUUGGGAAGGUACACCAAGGCACAAAAACACCUUGAGGCAUAAAAUUCAGCAUGAUCAACAUCUAAUUCAUCACAAGAAACAUAAACCUCAACAUCAUCACCGAGUUGUCCAUCAUCACAACAUGCAUGAUAGGCACCGGAAGAAGAAGAAUAUUGAACAAGAUCAUCACCACCAUGCAGCACAUCGGUCAGACUAUCAUAACCAGCAUUUGCACCAUGUCCAUAAGGACAAACAUAAACAUUACAAAUAUCAAAGUAGCGCCGGUGUAAUUCAGCAGUUGCAGUCGGAAAGCAAACAGGGGGAUGAUGUGAUUCAGCAUUAUCAUAGGCAUAGGAAAGAGAGGAGAGACGUAAAAAGGACAUCCGAGUUUCAGAUUUAUGAUAAGGAAGAUGUACAUGAGCAACACCAGGAUGAACAUCAUUUGUUUGAUGAGAAAUAACAUAUACUGUAUCUAGAAGAGAACUGAUGCAUUAAAGGAUUGUGAAGAAUCUGAUGAUUUUACAUCAACAAUUCAAUUCUUCCCUCUGUAAGACAGGAGUCUUAAUAGCUUCUUGUAGUCAGUAGCUAGUCUUUGUUGGGUUGUAUAAAUUUGUGUGAAUGUAAAGGUUAUAUAUACAACCCAUUGAAAACUUCAUUAGAACGUAGAAGAUACGUGUACUAUACUUAAGAUUUAGAUUGAA
Messenger RNA from Spinacia oleracea (spinach), 2731 nucleotides. Its product is annotated as protein HAPLESS 2. The record is from RefSeq and is a predicted model, not a curated record. Lineage: Eukaryota; Viridiplantae; Streptophyta; Magnoliopsida; Caryophyllales; Amaranthaceae. The transcript is spliced from 18 exons. Bases 205 to 2490 code for a protein of 761 amino acids.